AUGACAACAACCUGUUUCCGUAGGUCUUACGAAGUACCAGAGGCGUUCGCAGGAUGUCAUUAUCUGGGCACAAAUUUCUAUGUCCUACAAAAUCAACUCUUUACCAUACCCAUGUUAUAUCGAAGAUCUAUAAUGGAUAUCACCAGCGGAGAUAUGCAAGCUGGUCGUGGAACGUCUACAAAAGAACAAGUAUUUCACAUGGAGAGUAACUAUAUUAUUAGUGAGUGGAUCAUAAGCGCUGUACUCGUUUCUGAAUUUAAAACAGUUUGA
Messenger RNA from Kluyveromyces lactis, 270 nucleotides. RefSeq lists its product as uncharacterized. Lineage: Eukaryota; Fungi; Ascomycota; Saccharomycetes; Saccharomycetales; Saccharomycetaceae. The transcript has a single exon. The record is from RefSeq and is a predicted model, not a curated record. Bases 1 to 270 code for a protein of 89 amino acids.